AUGCCUAGCUACUCCAGCCCCGACUAUUCCCACCAGGCCCGCCCCAGCCAGGUGAUCUCCAUCACGGAGAUCAACCAGAUGCGACAGACUCUGAGAAGCCGCCGAGUAAACACUCUCACUGAGCUCCGCCGAAUCGAGAGUGUCCUCACGACGCUCCCCAACUUUACGACCGAGCUCAUCCAUGAGAUAACCGACUCCUGGGGCUACUACGUGAGCUCGAACAACUUUCUGAACGAGCUCCGCGGCCUCACCAGGCAGUAUCCUUUCAGCAACGAGCUCUUGGAGGAUGCCAAGGCACGGGUACUCAACGACCCCAGCAGCAGCAGGUCCUGGAACUUUGCUUGGCUCCUUCUGGCCAAAAUCAAGAAUGAUCAAUUGAUUCCUGUGUACGCACAGAGGGUAGCCUACCAGCCUUCGCAGUGGGGUGGUGUUCACCCCGAUCCCAGGAACGCUGCCGAACUGGCGAAUGUUUUGAGCCAGGAGUGGACCAGAGCUGUGGAACAGCUGCUGAGGCAUUGGCCAACCGCGCCGGCCUGGUAA
Tricharina praecox is the source of this 540-nucleotide messenger RNA. RefSeq lists its product as uncharacterized. Lineage: Eukaryota; Fungi; Ascomycota; Pezizomycetes; Pezizales; Pyronemataceae. Bases 1 to 540 code for a protein of 179 amino acids. The transcript has 3 exons. The record is from RefSeq and is a predicted model, not a curated record.